Molecule: messenger RNA, 394 nt
Organism: Paecilomyces variotii
Lineage: Eukaryota; Fungi; Ascomycota; Eurotiomycetes; Eurotiales; Thermoascaceae
Exons: 1
Coding region: 76-387 (103 amino acids)
Source: RefSeq, a predicted model, not a curated record
CAUGCAUGGUCGGCCAUCAGCCAGGGACCUGCCCUGAGGAUUCUGCAACCACAUGUUGCGUACCGGCGUAAUAGAAUGAGCUACGGAAUAUGCGUUCAUCGCAAAUUCAUGGAUUACCACGACUUCAACCUCGAGCGCCUGGAUCCCGAGGUGCGAAAUAACCUCAAAACUAAUAAAUCACUUCGAAAGGGCUUUGUGAAUAUUAUAAAAAUCGCUGUGGAGUGUUUUGAGGCGAAAAGAGUUCCCACCGCGGAAAAUUUGGCGUGGUUCUGUAUUGAAGCGCGCUGCACUGAGAGCAAGAUGCGUUUGAGAUUCAAGGCAUCAAAUUUACCCUGCCGGUUCCAUUCUACUUCUCGACAACAUCAUCAUCGGGAGAUACUCCACUGAUUCUGCA